Cajanus cajan (pigeon pea) is the source of this 1033-nucleotide messenger RNA. RefSeq names its product LOB domain-containing protein 20 (gene LBD20). NCBI's taxonomy places the organism in Eukaryota, Viridiplantae, Streptophyta, Magnoliopsida, Fabales, Fabaceae. The record is from RefSeq and is a predicted model, not a curated record. Gene Ontology annotation, biological process: positive regulation of DNA-templated transcription; hormone-mediated signaling pathway. Gene Ontology annotation, cellular component: nucleus.
UGCACGUGCUCCUUCACACUCCCUCACCAACCUCAAACGUUUUCUUUCUCAAACAACAAAACUCUCACCACAUUCACCUUGCCAACCCACUCACAAGACCAACGUGCACUCCCCCACAACACCCCCAUAUAUGUAUCAACUCCACUUCAUUCUCUCUAUCAUCCCCAAUAGUAGACAAAUUAACUAUUUAUUACCAUGGCCGAGCGUAGUAAUGAUAGUGGUGACAAUGAUAAUAGUAGCGCCUCUGGAAGCCGACGAAGAGGCGCCACUUCAAGGCGUGUCAUAACAACAACAUUGCAAGAGGAAGCAUUUGUGGUACCUUCACCAGUGACACCAUGUGGAGCUUGCAAGUUCUUGAGGAGGAAGUGCAUUGGAGGGUGCAUCUUUGCACCCCACUUUGGAACUGACCAAGGUGCAGCCAAGUUUGCAGCUGUGCACAAAGUUUUCGGAGCUAGCAAUGUCUCAAAGCUCUUGCACAGCAUUCCGGCGAACCUCCGCCAUGAGGCGGCAACAACCAUAUCCUAUGAGGCUCAGGCAAGGCUGUCUGAUCCGGUUUAUGGUUGUGUGUCUACCAUACUUGCUUUGCAACAACAGGUGGCAUCUUUGCAAGCAGAGUUGUCUAUGUUUCAAACUCAGCUGAUGAACAGUAGAUUUGCCUAUGCAAGUGCUCUUCAGACCACACAAAUGCAACAACCAAACAUGAAUGCAGCAGCACUGCAACCAACAUACUCCAACAACUCAUGUGCUUCCACCAACCUCAUGAACUUGAGCAACUUCAAUACCAAUAACUCUGGCUUUAACCUUGCAAUGGAGACAGCACCCUCAUCACACAGUUUGGAGCCUCUUCAACUCUCAAGGUUGUCUCAAUAUGAGGAAGAGGAUGAAGAAGAAAGCAGGAUUCACCAAGCCUUCAAUCACCGUCAUUAACUGAGUUGCCCUUUUUCUUCAUUUUGUUUAGUGUUACUGUUUGUUGACUUUAAUUCAUAUAUACUAUUAAAUACUGUGGGAAACCUCAAGAUGAUGUUAUUUUUAA